AUGGAGGAUUGGAAUGAGAAACUUAUUACAGCUGCCCAGAAUGGAGAUAUAGAAGACUUAGAAUUAAGUCUACAGAAUGGUGCAGACAUUGAGUAUCAAGGUGUUAGUGGAUGGUCAGCAUUAAUGUGGGCUGCCAGGAGAGGACACCUGGAGAUCUGUCGUCUCCUCAUUGGUAGAGGAUGUAAGAUCGACAUCACACAAGGAGAUGGAGAGACAGCAUUAAUGUGGGCUGCCUACAGAGGACACCUGGAGAUCUGUAGACUCCUCAUUGAUAGAGGAUGUAAGAUCGACAUCAUAGCAAGAGAUGGAAGAACAGCUUUACAUUAUGCUGCACAGUUUGGACAUCUACAGAUCACAAGAUAUCUGGUAGAACAAGGAGGUGCCAGUCCCUUGGUUACAACACAUAAGGGUCGGACUCCAUACGACUUAGCAGCAGAAAGGAUGAAAGAAGAAGUGAUGGAAUACUUACAGACUGUCAUGUCAGAGAAAUCUUCAGGUGUAACUGCUGAACAAGGGAGAGAAGGUAAUAUGGUUCCAACUGAGAUCAAAUUAAUGGCUGACAAAAGAUCAAUAGAUUUGUACCUAAAAUUACUUGAGUCAGGAUCUGAGAAAAAGAGAGACAUACGUUUAGUAGUUGUUGGGAAAAAAGGGGCUGGAAAGACAUCAUUGAUUAGAAGAUUGUUUGGUGAAGACAUUACAGAUGUUACGAGUACAAAUGGAAUAGAAAUUCAUAAAAUUAAAUGCAAAGCGAUGUCUGAUGAUGGCGUAUGGAAUAAACAAGAAGAAAACAAUGAAGAUACUCAAACUCAAGCAAGACUUUUAAAACAGUAUGUAGGACAACUUGAGGACAAAAGACCAUUUGAAUCCCACAGAGACAUGAAGGGUAACACACCAGUAACAUCUUUCGAUGAUUCAAAGAAAUCAGAGAUGGAAUCUGAUCAACAUAAAACAAUGAAACCUCCAGAAGCAGCUAUACCUGUAUCAGAACCACCAGAUGCUCCCCACCAGCCAAACAAAUCCUCUGAUCAAGCAGCAAAGAAUUUCGAAACUAUGCUAUCUGCUGAGUCUAAAAUUGAUGUACAUGACAAAGAGGAAUAUGCUACAUUUUUGCUGUGGGAUUUUGCAGGAGAUGAAGAAUUUUACCACACUCAUCAAACCUUUCUGUCCCAAGAUGCAAUGUAUCUUGUUGUUACAAAACUCAAUGAAGCUGAUGAUCAUAAUGCACAAGCCUUAUUCAGACUAUGGAUUGACUCAAUACAUUGCUACAGUAGACUGGAAGAGAGAAACAAUACAUCUGACAAGAAACCGUUGGGUGAUAAUGAUCCACCAGUAGUUAUUGUUGGCACAUGGAAAGAUGCUGUGACCUCAGAAACAGACACGAAAAAGAUUGAGAUAGCAUGUAGAGAAAACCUGUUAAAGUACACUAAUGAACUGGCUGAUGAUGAACGUGGUCAUGUGAGAUGUGAAUACUUCAUUUCCAAUAAGGACGAUGAUCUCAGUGCUUUCCAGCAAAUACGACAAAACAUUCUAAAUUUAGCCAGAGGAAUGAGAACCUGGAACAAAGAUUAUCCGUUAAAAUUUAUUCAACUGGAACAACUACUUCAAAAACAGAAAGAAGAGAUACCAAUCAUUUCCUAUGAUGCAAUUAAGGCCAUUUCAGCCAAUACACCAAUGCCUUUAAAUGAGGAAGAACUGAUAUUUUUUCUGGAAUUUCACCAUGAACUCCGAUCUUUAGUUUAUUUUAAGGAUCUCCCAGAUAAUAUUAUUUUAGAUACACAAUGGCUGUCUGAUGCUUUUAAAUGUAUUGUUACAGCAGAGAAAUUCCAAGCUAGUACUAAGAAUCAAAAGAAGUGGAAUGAAUUUUACAAAACAGGGAAAUUGAAUAAUGAGGUGUUAGAAGAUAUAUUUAAAAAAGAGACAACCAUUUUGUACGAUCACAAAGAAUAUAUUCUGAAAGUAAUGGAAAAUUUUGAUAUAAUUAUACGUCCAAAUAAAUCAGAGGGUGCUGAAGAAAAUCCUUACUACUAUGUACCUUGUAUGAUUAAAGCAGAACCUGAGAUUGAUAUUCAUGAAAUGUUUAAUGUGACAAAAGAUAUUGGUAAAAGAUCAACUUGGAUGUGUUUCAGAUUUAUAUUUCUACCUCCACAUCUUUAUAAUCAUUUGAUUGCUUCACUUAGCAGGAAAUAUAACAUUGCAGAGAGAGUUGUCACUGGACAGAAGGAAAGACAAAUUGCUCUUUUCAAAAGCACUGCUGUCUUUGAAUUACGGGAGACCUCGAAAUUACGAAAAUUACUAUUAAUGACAUUGCCGAAUGUUAUUCAGAUUCAGGUUUGGGAAUUUGGGGAAGAAAUUAAAAGCGGUUUGUACAAAUACAUUGGCGACUUUGUGACAGAGGAAUUAAACACAAUCAUGCAUUCAAGAUUCAAGAUGUCAAAUGUAAAAUUUGAGAAAACCUGGGAAUGUGGCCUUACUGAGUCAAAGAGUGUAACAGGAUCUAUCAAAUUCACAGAGAAGCCCUUACCAGAAUAUCGAUGUGAUACCUGUCAAGAAACACACAAUUUCAUCCGUGAAUGGUCAGAUCAACAAGAUAAAGAAUCAAGGCCACCUAAAAGAGUCAAUUUAGAAGUUGGCGCAGUAUUGAUAACUGACGAAAAAGGCAACAAUCAGACCAACAUUUUACCAGAAAAUCUGCCAAAGAAUAUUGAAGCUGUCACAGCAUUGACAUCUGACAUAGACUGUCCCACUCAGACCAAGAUUUUUCCAUUUAACCCACCUGCCACAGAGUUGACACCUGACAAAGAAGGUGCCACUCAGAGGGACAUUAUUCGGGAAAUACCAUACAAAAGUUUUGAAGCUAGCUCAGGAUUGACUUCUGUCAUAGAAGACACCACUGGGACCAACAUAAUUCAGGAAAAGCAACCUAAGAAUUUAGAAGUUGCAACAGGAUUGACAUCUAACAAAGAAGUCAUCACUCAAACCAGCAUUAUUCCAGAAAAUCCACUAAAAAGUUAUGAAGCUGCCUCAGGAUUUAAAUCUGACACAGAAAGCACAAGUCGAACUCAAAUUAUUUCCAAAAAAGAACAUACGAGUCAAGAUACCAAAGUAGACUUCAGUGAUAUCUUAGAUCAAAUGAUUACACAGUUAGUGAUAUCAGUGGACGACAGACGAAGCAUUGAACAAAGUACUAACCAGGAAAACACCAUGCUAGAUAUAGUAAUCAAAAGGGGAGAGCCCAAUAAAUCUGUUUGUAUUGAUAUUCUAAUGCAAAAUAGUGGGUAUAAAGAUAUAGCACAAAAAUUGAAGUCUGAUUCAUCAAGAUCAGUGCCACCAACCACUAAAACAGAACUACCAGAUGUUCCCGCUUAUAAAAUACGUCUACAGAAGAACUACCUAGAAAUAAUCAACACGUUAACACACCACGACAAGUAG
Messenger RNA from Mytilus trossulus (common blue mussel), 3429 nucleotides. RefSeq lists its product as uncharacterized. Gene Ontology annotation, molecular function: GTPase activity; GTP binding; protein binding. The record is from RefSeq and is a predicted model, not a curated record. Bases 1 to 3429 code for a protein of 1142 amino acids. NCBI's taxonomy places the organism in Eukaryota, Metazoa, Mollusca, Bivalvia, Mytilida, Mytilidae. The transcript is spliced from 20 exons.